Myodes glareolus (Bank vole) is the source of this 1918-nucleotide messenger RNA. NCBI's taxonomy places the organism in Eukaryota, Metazoa, Chordata, Mammalia, Rodentia, Cricetidae. The record is from RefSeq and is a predicted model, not a curated record.
AGCAGCUGCUCCUGGGGCUUUGGAGUCAAGUGUACCCCCUCGACCCCUCAAGUGGCUUCCUGCCUCAGUCCCCACCACAACUCCAGGAGAAGAAACCCUUCUAUGACUUUCCAGAUUGCAGAGCGGCAGAGGUGGAGACCCUGCCCACUCCCGGGCAUGGCAGGACAGAGCUAUGGUUCCACCCGGUAUCUAAUGUCUGGAAUGCUGCUCUUCUGCCACACUGUGGCAUAUCCAGCAUUUAGGAAGUGUCUGAUAAUUUUUUUUUUUGAGACGGGGUUUCUCUGUAGCUUUGGAGCCUGUCCUGGUACUUCCUCUGUAGACCAGGCUGGCCUAGAACUCACAGAGAUCUGCCUGUCUUUGCUUCCUACGUGCUGGGGUUAAAAGUGUGUGACACCACCACCUGGCAUGUCUGAUAAUUAAGAAGCUGGGACAUCAACUGUCCCUGACCUCAGAGUACCCUGUGCUUCUGGAAGGACCCAGGCUACCCUGAGUGGGGCAUUCUAGAGGCAGAGGCAGGGAUGGUUCUGCCUGGUGGAUCCCAUUGUGCGUGGAAGUGAUGUCCAAAGUCAGGCCAAGUGCCUGCCUCUGACUGGUGUCUGGUCUGCAGAUGUCUUGUGCAAUGAAGGGGAUCUUGGAAGUAGUAGGACCCAGACCCAUAUUCUCAGGACCUCCUCAAGGCUCUACUCUGCAGAGCUUGGCACACGGGCCCCAGAGUGAUCCUCCAGCCUCUGCUGAGGCUUCUGGGUACUUCUCAGGGGGCAGGCACUGUCAGCUUUCUGUACAGUUCACCGCUGUUCUUCUCUCUGGCUAUGGGUGAGACCAAGGCUCCUAGACACAGAACGUUAUGCCCAGGUCUCGAUGGAGAAAACAGGGUGCUGCCCUGUGAGAAUGGCAUGGCCACAGCAGUACAGAGACCAAGAGAAGCUGGCAGCCCUCAAACUGGAAGUGGAGGAAAUCUCUCUGACCUCAGCCAGCCAGAGGCGCAAGUUAGGGGUCGUCUUGGAGGCCGCCAACCAGAGUCUGCAGGUUGAAGAGCAACAGGCCAAGUGGAGCGUGGAGGCCAUUUUCAACAAGGACCUGCUGGCCACCUUGCAUCUCCUGGUGGCCCUGGCCAAACGCUUCCAGCCGGACCUGCCCCUUCCAGACAAUGUCCAGGUGGAAGUCAUCCACAUUGAGAGCACCAGGACCGGCCUGAAAUCUGACAAGCUGGUAGAGCAGCUCACAGAACGCCGCUCACACAAGGACCAGCCUUCACAGGACGCCUUUGAUGAAUUAUUUAAAUUGGCUCCGGAGAAAGUGCACGCUGUCAAAGAGGCCAUCGUGAGCUUUGUCAACCAGAAGUUGGAGCGUCUGGGCCUGUCUGUGCAGAGUCUGGACACCCAGUUUGCAGACGGCGUCAUCCUCCUGCUGCUGAUCGGACAGCUGGAAGGCUUCUUCUUACAUCUGAAAGAAUUCUAUCUCACUCCCAGCUCUCCCACGGAAAUGCUGCACAAUGUCACUCUAGCCCUGGAGCUGCUGAAGGAUGAAGGUCUGCUUAGCUACCCUGUCAACCCUGAAGAUAUUGUGAACAAGGAUGCCAAGAGCACACUGAGGAUACUCUACAGUCUAUUCCAGAAGCAUGCACUGAGGGCAGAGGGCAACAGGGCGCCCUAUGGUACCCCAAACUAGUCAUCUCUGCCUCCCUGAGCCAUGUCUCAGGACCUGCUGCUCCUGGAGGACCCAGCAGUCCCAGAUCCUCCCAUCCCAGCCUUGGUACUGUGGGUUGGUGAUGCGCUUUCCUCCCACACCUGUCCUGCUUACAUGUAUACGUGGGCUGAUACCUUUGACCCCACCGGAUGGGGAUCUGUUCUGAGUCCACCUCUGCUUUGCUCAGUGUAUUUUGAUGUCUGUAUGAAUAGAAUUUCUGUUGAGGAUGGCA